AUUAGUCUUUUACCUGGCUGGUUUCACCCAGCCUACCUCUCCAUCCUCGUGCGAUAAGAAUUCAAAGCUGUCUGAAAGACGUUAUGUGGUGACUCUCCAUUAACCCUUAGAGAGCAGCUUACACUUUGUUAACCUUAGUUUGCUUUGCUUUCACUAGAGGCGGGAACAGCCCACGCAAAACAGUCUAGCCACAGAUAUAGCUGGAGUGGGCUAAAACCGGCCGUGGCAGAUAAUCCUCUUUGCCAUGGUGAUCCCCGCAGCCUCCGAGGCACUCGAGAUAGCACUUGUAGAGACAGAGAGUUGCUGGUUCAAGAUCAAGUGGUGGGAGCAUAGCUAAUGGUGGUCGGAAAUGCGGCAGCACUUUUUCAUCAUAUGCCAUAAUGGAAAGUCAUCUUCCCUGAUACCCUUAAGCACCCAAAUAGCACAGCACAUGUGUCCAGCACAGUUUCUGCAGUAGCCCCCCCCCCCCCCCCCCCCCAUACCACACAGACACACUCCAAGCUACCAUGAGUGGCGCCAGCAGCACAGAACUGGACGGCGAUGAUGCGGAGUUGGCAGACAUGGUGGCUGCCAUCAACGUGUCCUCCAACCGCAUUACACCGCCCAACGGCCACCGCGUGGCGCCAGGAAAGAAGCACCGACUCACCAUGUCGGACAGGAAGCUCUCCCUCCAGGAGCGGAGCACCUACCAGGGCGGAGGGAGGAUGGCACGCAGGCCCACCAUCGAGUCCAAACGCGUGUCCAUCUCAGAUGGAGAGGACUGUGUACAACUCAACCAGUACAAGUUGAAAGAUGAGAUUGGAAAGGGUUCCUAUGGUGUUGUUAAGCUGGCCUACAAUCAAGAUGAUGAACAGUAUUAUGCAAUGAAAGUGGUUUCCAAAAAGAAGUUGUUGAAGCAGUAUGGAUUUCCACGACGUCCUCAACCACGAGGGCCGCAUGAGAAGCAGUCAAAGGUUUUUGGUCCGCUCGACCGACUCUACCAGGAAAUCGCCAUCCUGAAGAAAUUAGAUCACCUGAACAUCGUCAAAUUAGUAGAGGUGCUUGAUGAUCCGGCUGAAGACAAUCUGCACAUGGCCUUUGAGUUAGUGAAGCGUGGCCCGGUGAUGGAGGUUCCCACAGACACCCCUUUCACUGAGGAGCAGUGUCGUUACUACUUCAGAGACAUUGUCCUCGGAAUUGAAUAUUUGCACUACCAGAAGAUCAUCCACAGAGACAUCAAGCCCUCAAACCUGCUCCUCGGGGAUGACGGCCACGUCAAAAUCGCCGACUUCGGCGUUAGCAACCAGUUUGAGGGGAACGAUGCCCUCCUGUCCAGCACGGCAGGAACCCCGGCCUUUAUGGCCCCAGAGACUCUCAUUGACCAUGAAGAGAGCUUCAGUGGCAAGGCUUUGGAUGUGUGGGCAAUGGGUGUGACGUUAUACUGUUUCGCCUUUGGAAAGUGCCCUUUCAUCGACGAGUACAUCCUCACGCUGCACACCAAGAUCAAGAGCAGCCCUGUGGAGUUUCCUGACACGGCUAUCAUCAGUGAAGGUUUGCAAGAUCUUAUCCUUUGCAUGUUGGACAAAAAUCCUGAAACAAGAAUCACCAUUCCAAGGGUCAAGGUGCACCCGUGGCUGACGCUAUGCGGCACGGAGCCCCUGCCUCUGGAGGAGGAGCACUGCACUGUGAUAGAGGUCACUGAGGAGGAGGUGCAGAACUCCGUCAAGCUCAUCCCCAGCCUCUCCACUGUGAUUCUGGUGAAGUCUAUGCUGAGGAAGCGUUCCUUUAGCAACCCCUUCGACCCCUUUCCUGGCAGGAGACAAAGCCGAUCUAUGUCCGCUCCAGGACAUCUGCUGUCGGAGAUGUUCAAGGCAGGCAUAAGGACUCCAUUGGCAACAGGUACAGCAGCACAGGAAGCCGGGAGGGGGAGCUGGAGGAUGUGACCGAGGAUGAUGCGUUCUUCUGAUCAUGACGACAGGCGAGACCGCUGUGGACCGCCGCAGCUCUUGAUACAGACACCUCUUACUGAUGUGGAAGUUCUUGAUAGAGGGAUGGUCAUUUCAAUUUGUUACGGUGGUCAUAGCACAACAGAACUUUUGGAAGGGGAUAAAAACAACUGAGAAAUGUUCAUGAAUACACAGCUGUACAAAACAGAGCCUUUUUUUGCCCCGCAUCAUUCUCUUGGUUCCGUUAUAGAUAUGCUUAAAUGUUACUGUGAGCAUUAUCCUCAGCCCUGUCACUUAUGCUACUUAGCUACCUGAGCCAGGUACUUGAGAAAUUAAUGCGAUAUUUAUGGACUAUUAUUUUUUGCACUCAGUCAUCCCAUUUCCACUGGUAUUCGGACAUGUAGUUGACUCCGUUCAUCGGAAUUAGUUUGUUACAGAGUAAGUCAUUGGGGUGUAGUCCUGGAUCUUGUGUUUCUGAGGGAUAGACAAGUGACGUGAUAUGUUGCAGUCAUGAAGAAAUAUCUGAUCAAGACAGUUUGAGGUUACUAAGAAGUUUUGUUUUCUGAAGAAUUUGGAUGAUGAACAUUCCCUACACAAUACAUAUUGUGAUGUUACUAUAUGUUAAUUACAGAGACAGACAGCAAGGUUUCCAUAACAAAGAGGAUAGGUUGUGUUAAACAACUGUUUUUUAUGUGCCAUAAAGAAUGUAGCACUCACUUUUUGGAAGUGUGUGGUGUACUAGUUAGCCAUUUUUACAAUAAUUAUACAUAUUGUUUGAAUUAUUCAACCUUUAUAAUUGAUUUCACUGCUGACUUUUGUCCGCAUAGUACAUUAUACAGUAAUGAAUUGGGAUGGACAGCAUGUGACACCGGGGCUUAUUUCUCUCUCUUUUGCAAAUUGUUUAUUAUAUUGUCUUUAAAACUAAAUCUAUUUCAACUUCAGUUAUGACUUCCAACUAUUAUGGAAAGAUUAUUUUUCAGCAUUCCGUUUUGCAAUGAUCCUCUCCUUUUGUCUUGCUUUACAGUGGUAACUGUUGUAUAAAUAAUAGUUUUUCUACAUUCAUUGUUUUACCUGGAGCUAAAUUAUAUUUAACAGUCAAUUAAAUCCACUGUUAAAAAAUAUAUUUUUUGAAUGUUUAAAACAUGGAUGGUGUUUCGAAAAUCAUUGACUGAAUGUAUUCCUUGUAUAAAAAGAAAUAUUCCUUGCUGUUGAAGGAUCUUUUGUCUUGAAUGAUAGCCGAGUCGUUCUGAUGGUAUAGCACCUUAACUUCUAGCACUUUCUGUUCAUGUCUUUCUGAAGGAGAGGUUAUUUCUCAAUCAAUAAUGAGGCUGGCAUUAUACCCCAAAUGUGUACGUUCUCCCAUUUGUCCUCAGUAGGCUAUCUUCAGUUUUCUGCUUUAAGCAUACGUGGUUUAAAUCUGUGUAAUUGAAAUACUCUUGCUUAGUUUAAUCACAUUUGAUCUGUUCUCUUGCUACUUAUGUUUCCUGGACGUUUGGGGGUGAGGUUGUUGAGAAACAGUUUGAUAAGAUAAAGACUGCUGUACACUAAGCAGCAACAUUUUCUGCUAGUCCAGUGUCCUAUAUGUGGAGCCAGGAACAAUGGUAAACAUGUAGUGCUGUGUAGGACAGAGAAGAACAGCGCAAUUCACUUCUGCUUGUAAUGAAGAUGUGGUGGUAUGUCUGCCAAACUGAGAUAAACAUGCAUGCAUCACUGUGGAAUAAAAAUAAUUAAGGUGUGA
Molecule: messenger RNA, 3663 nt
Organism: Alosa sapidissima (American shad)
Lineage: Eukaryota; Metazoa; Chordata; Actinopteri; Clupeiformes; Clupeidae
Product: calcium/calmodulin-dependent protein kinase kinase 1-like
Exons: 17
Coding region: 507-1922 (471 amino acids)
Biological process (GO): activation of protein kinase activity; CAMKK-AMPK signaling cascade; protein phosphorylation
Molecular function (GO): protein kinase activity; ATP binding
Source: RefSeq, a predicted model, not a curated record